AUGGGGAGGGAUCCCUCGGUAUAUUUUGCAGAGUGCUCAAAAAUAUUCAAUUCACUUAAGCUCCAACAAGCGAUUGACUCUUGCGAUGAAAGAAUAUUAGAAUGUAUUGGCGGAAGCGAUAGCGAUCAAGACGGUAAGAGUAGCAUUGAAAAGGAUAAGAGAAGUAUUAAAGACGAAGUCAAGUACAUUGAUAAAGGAGAAUACUACACGCAAACAAUUAUAAAAUUUGCAUCUAACUACGUAGGUGAAAGG
This is a messenger RNA of Funneliformis mosseae, 252 nucleotides long. NCBI's taxonomy places the organism in Eukaryota, Fungi, Glomeromycota, Glomeromycetes, Glomerales, Glomeraceae. The record is from the annotation of a GenBank genome assembly.